GAGACGAAAAGGGGGGAACCUGAAAGAGGUACGGUUUACGGGGAUCGAAGUUUUUCCACACUUCGAAGCAAUGUGCUGGAAGCGGCGAUUAUUAGUUGUUUAAUGGCUAAAAGUAACGUUCGCUGUAUCACGUUUAUUGUUUAUGGGUGUUUUCAUUUUUGUCGUGGCGUGACUGAAGGAGUUCAGAGGAAGGUCGUUGAAAAAGCUAUCCGCGUUUUUUCCUUUUCCUGCAUGAAUCCAAAGGAGUUCCUGGGGAUGUGUUCAUGUUUUUAUUCGUACGUCUUAAAAGGUGUUCUUGCUGUGAUACUGCGAAGAAGUGGGAAUACUUGGGAGGUGCAUAACCACUCAAUCAGCGACCUGUGGAUUACAGCAAGAUAGCCAACUCGAUCCCAUUACUAUAACUAGUUCAUGUUAGCUAGUUAGGUUAUUGGGUUGAUAGACAUUCGGCUAAAAACAACUGGGGAUUUUUUGGGGAAAGAAGAGGACACAUAUUUCGACAUUACUAAGCAUUUAAAAAUGUUUUUUUGGUUUAUUAUAUGAAAAUACGGUCUCUGAGUGUUUUACCAAAAGCACGACCGCCCAUAGCUAAUUCCAUGUAUUUUCAACAUUGUAACCUCUUUUGUCGUGGAAUGAGUCCGUAGUUAGUAUCCCGACUUGUUCCUCUUUACUAGUUUAGUUUGCACUGUGGGAUUUAUUUUUCUCGAAUCGGAAUACUUUUUAUAUAGAACAGAUGAAAGUGACCUAUCCCUUAUAAUUGUGGAGAAAAUGAAGCUUUUUAUUCGCAAAUGUAACGCCAGAACCCAAGAUCACGUUAUUUAGUGGUCAUUUGUUUCAGGGAUAAUCCAAAAUCACCAAAAUUAGCUGAGAAGAUAUCAAGAUAACGUUACAACCACAUUGGACCCCCCCGGCCCCUUUUGAAGGGGGGCUAACUGGACUAGUUCUCGUCUCUUUUUUUUUGAAUAUUUGUUUUGUGUUUUCAUUUCUUAGAAACACAUUUUUUUUUAAACAAACUUUGGAUAUCUUCAAAACAACCCCCACGUUUUUGGAUGCACUAAAAAUAAGAGAAAAAAAUCGAAGUCACAAUGCGGCUUGGGACCUCAGCGGCUGUUUUGGUUACUUUUAUCUACAUGGUGUGUCAUGGUGGGCUAACACAUGGAGAAAUCUGUCAGAGUAAAGACAUCCGUAACAACGUGACCAACCUGCAGCUGUUAGAGAACUGCACGGUGAUCGAGGGCCACUUGAAGAUCCUCCUCAUGUUCAAGACUGAGGACUUUAGGGGAAUCCGCUACCCUAAGCUGACUGUGGUCACCGACUUCCUCCUCCUGUUCAGGGUCUACGGUCUGGAAUCCCUCAGCGACCUGUUCCCCAACCUGACGGUGAUCCGAGGCAACAACCUGUUCUUCAACUACGCCCUGGUUCUGUUUGAGAUGGUGCACCUGAAGGAGUUGGGGCUCCACAGCCUCAUGAACAUCACUAGAGGUGCCGUGAGGUUGGAGAAGAACCCGGACCUCUGCUACCUCUCUACCCUGGACUGGUCCAAGAUUCUGGACACGGUGGAGGACAACUACAUCGUGUCCAAUAAGAACAACCAGGAGUGUGGGGACGUGUGUCCUGGCACGGCCCAGGGGAAGACCACCUGCUCACAGACCACCAUCAACGGGCAAUUUGGAGAGCGCUGCUGGACUCAGAACCACUGCCAGAGAAUGUGUCCCUCCACCUGUAAACAUCGGGCCUGUACCCAACAUGGCCACUGCUGCCACGACCAGUGCCUGGGAGGUUGCUCGGAGGCAGGCAACGCCAGCCGCUGUGUGGCAUGCCAAAAGUUCCAGCACCAGGACACCUGUGUGGACCGCUGUCCCCAGGGAUACUACACCUUCAAGGGCUGGCGCUGCGUCUCUCUCUCCUUCUGUCAGGACCUCCACAACCAGUGCAAGAACGGGAAGGGCAACGACUGCCAUGAGUACGUCAUCCACAACGGAGCCUGCAUCCCAGAAUGCCCCUCAGGAUAUACCACCAUCAACUCUACUAGGUUGAACUGUACUCCGUGCGCGGGCCUGUGUCCUAAGAUGUGUUCGGGGGUGAAGAUCGUAGACUCUGUGACAGCAGCCCAGGCUCUUAGAGGAUGCACUGUGCUCAACGGUAGCCUGGUUAUCAAGAUCCGUGGAGGAAAUAACAUAGCCGCAGAGCUGGAGGCUAACCUGGGUCAACUGGAGGAGAUCACAGGCAACCUGACCAUCAAGAGAGCCUAUGCCCUUGUCUCUCUCUCCUUCCUCCGCAAGCUACGCAUCAUCCGGGGAGAGACGCCGACCCAAGAUGGGAACUACUCGUUCUAUGCUUUGGACAACCAGAACCUGCGUCAGCUGUGGGACUGGAACAAACACAACCUCACCAUCCUCCAGGGACGCAUGUUCUUCCUUCACAACUCCAAGCUGUGCAUGUCUGAGAUCCGCAAGAUGGAGGUGGUGACAGGCACUAAGGAGAGAGGCAUCAAGAAUGAAAUCGGCAGGACCGAUGGAGACCAGGCCUCCUGUGAGACCCAGUUCCUGAAUUUCACCACGGUGCGCACACAGUCGGACAAGAUCCUCCUCAAGUGGGAACCCUUCUGGCCGCCAGACUAUAGAGACCUACUGGGCUUCAUGGUCCUCUACAAAGAGGCACCUUAUAAGAACGUGACAGAGUUUGAUGGCCAGGAUGCGUGCGGCUCUAACAGCUGGGUGAUAGCUGACGUCGACCCUCCACCCCGGGCCACGGAGGGGAAAGACCAGGCGGAGCCUGGCUUCCUCAUCCAUCCUAUGAAGCCCUGGACCCAGUACGCCAUCAUGGUCAAGACCCAGCUCUCCGCCUCAGACGAACACCAGGUCCUCGGGGCCAAGAGCGAAAUCAUCUACGUCCGCACCAAUGCCACCAAGCCGUCCGUGCCACUGGACCCCAUCUCCUCGUCCAACUCGUCCUCUCAAAUCAUCCUGAAGUGGAAACCUCCCACAGAUCCCAACGGGAACAUCACUCACUACCUGGUGUACUGUCAGCAGCAGCCCGAGGACAGCGACCUCUACAAGUUCGAUUACUGUCAGAAAGGAAUGAAGUUGCCGUCGCGGGCUCCUACCCACCUGGACACUGAAGAGGAACAGAAAUGGAACCAAACAGACGAGCCUGGGCCAGGGAGCCGCUGCUGUUCCUGCCCCAAAACAGAGACCCAGCUCAAGAAGGAGGCCGAUGAGUCUGAGUACCGCAAGACUUUUGAAAACUACAUCCACAACGAAGUGUUUGAACCCAGACCGUCUCGUCGGCGCCGCUCGGUGGGUGUGGCCAACGCCACCCUGCCUCCCUUCCUGACCACUCCCCCCACCCUGCCCAACGCGUCGACCACGCCCAGCCCAGAGGGCGAGGGGGCGGAGGGCUCCAAGGUGACACUUGUGGUGUUCGCCAAGGAGUCAACCGUCAUCUCCAACCUGCGCCACUUCACCAGCUACCAGAUAGAGAUCCAUGGUUGUAACCACCCCUCGGACUCCCAACGCUGCAGCAUGGCCACUUACGUCAGCGCACGCACCAUGCCAGAGGAGAAAGCUGAUGACAUUGUGGGCCAGGUGAGCCAUGAGAUUGUGUUGGAGAACCCAGACUCUGUCCACAUCAAGUGGCUGGAACCCAAAGCCCCCAACGGCAUGAUCAUCCUGUACGAGAUCAACUACAGGAGGAUAGGAGACCCUGAGGAGCUGCAUCACUGCGUGUCCAGGAAGACCUACGCCCAGAUCGGAGGCUGCAGGCUUCGUGUGGUGCAUCCUGGGAACUACACUGUGAAGAUCCGUGCCACCUCGCUGGCAGGGAAUGGCUCCUGGACUAAACCCACCUAUUUCUUCAUGCCCGACAAGGACAUUGUUUCACUGAACAUUAUCAUUGGCCCAGUCAUCUGCUUCAUCCUGUUGCUCUUCGUGGGAGGCGGAGUCUUCAUGGUCUAUAAGAAAAAACAAAUUGAGGGACCCACUGGACCUCUGAUCGCCUCGUCCAACCCGGAGUACCUGAGCGCUAGCGACGUAUACAUACCGGAUGACUGGGAGGUGGCGAGGGAAAAGAUCAACAUCCUCAAGGAGCUGGGUCAGGGCUCGUUUGGCAUGGUCUACGAGGGCGUCGCCAAGGACAUCGUGAAGGGCGAGCCGGACACGCGCGUGGCAGUGAAGACGGUCAACGAGUCGGCCAGUCUGAGAGAGAGGAUAGAGUUCCUCAACGAAGCCUCCGUCAUGAAGGCCUUCAGCUGCCACCACGUGGUGCGUCUGCUGGGUGUGGUGUCUAAGGGCCAGCCGACUCUGGUGGUGAUGGAGCUGAUGACCCACGGGGAUCUGAAGAGCUUCUUGCGGGCCCUCCGUCCAGACUCGGAGAGUAACCCCACAGGGAAGCCCCCUCCCACACUGAAGGAGAUGAUCCAGAUGGCGGGGGAGAUAGCAGACGGCAUGGCCUACCUCAACGCCAAGAAGUUUGUCCACAGAGAUCUGGCUGCCAGGAACUGCAUGGUGGCUGAGGACAACACCGUCAAGAUAGGAGACUUUGGUAUGACCCGAGAUAUCUACGAGACUGACUACUACCGCAAGGGAGGGAAGGGUCUACUUCCUGUCAGGUGGAUGGCUCCUGAGUCGCUCAAAGACGGAGUGUUCACCGCACAUUCAGACUGCUGGUCGUUUGGCGUGGUGUUGUGGGAGGUCAGUACCCUGGCAGAGCAGCCGUACCAGGGCCUGUCCAAUGAGCAGGUCCUCAAGUUCGUCAUGGACGGAGGAUACCUGGACAGACCAGAGAACUGUGAACAGAGGAUCCACAACCUGAUGUCUAUGUGCUGGCAGUACAACCCCAAGAUGCGUCCCACCUUCCAGGAAAUCAUCGAGAUGUUAAAGGAGGACCUUCACCCCAGUUUCCAGGAGGUGUCCUUCUUCUACAGCGAGGAGAACAAGCCCCCGGAGACGGAGGAGUUUGACUUGGACCUGGAGAACAUGGAGAGCAUCCCACUGGACCCGUCGUCCUACUCCCAGAGAGAGGACAGAGACAGUCUGUCCAGAGAUGAGGGACCUAGUCAAGGCCUAAGGGGCAACUACGAGGAACACGUGCCCUACACGCACAUGAACGGUGGCAAGAAAAACGGACGAAUCUUAUCGUUGCCCAGAUCCAGCCCUUCCUAACAUUUUCUCUUCUUUUCAGCUCCUUUGAUUCUGUCGUUUUCUAAUUUUUUAUUUUUUAUUGUAUUACUCUUUCAGAAGCCCUUCAAAAAAACACAAAAAAAAACAGAUCUCAGGACUUUUUUUUUCAUUUCUUCCUCACAGCUGCCAAACAUGGCGGCACAGGAUGCAAACGUUUUGGUAUAUGUUGAGACAUUUUCGCAUUUAUCCAGAAUCAUCUACUACAACUUUCUACUCUCUUUAUUUUGUUUUUCACAAUUGCCAAGUUUCCAGGACUGGUCGCUGGGGGGAAAAAAAAAAAAAACUGUGAACACACAGCUUAAAGAACCAUAAGGCUGCUCCAGACCUCUCCUCUCUUCGUCUCUCUCUCUUCUCUCUGUCUCUCUCUCUCUGUCUCUCUCUGUCUCUCUCUCUCUGUCUCUCUCUCUCUCUGUUCCUCUCCUCUCUGUCUCUCUCUCUCUCUCCAGGCUGUCCCAUCUCUCCUCCAUUCUCCUGUUUCGUUUUCAAGUGAAAAUGUUUUCAGAUAGUGGCCUUUUUAUAUGUGGCUUAUAAACAAAGAGAAGUGUAUCAAUGCUUGUGUUCUUUUCCUUUGAACAAUGACUAAACAGUUUGGAAUUGUGGGACGGCAUAGACUCUCUCCUAGAACAAAUGUCUAUUUGUAGAGGAACAUUUUUUUCCUUUUUUUUCUGCAGAAUACUAAACUUCACAGAUUAUUGUGGUGUUUGGUGAAUAGUUGUAAUUUAUUCGCUUUUUUUUUUUGUCUCAUCUCUUUGUUUUAUUUCUGUGUCCUCGUUAUGGCUGAAGGAUAUUUAAACAGUUAAAGUUGGACAAAACAGUUCCUUCGACUGACCAAUAGCUGCUGCUUUGAUAUAUUUUAGUGGGUAUAGAAUAUAUAUAUAUAUAGAAUAUACAGUACCAGUCAAAUGUUUGGAGACACCUACUCAUUCCGGGGAUUUUCUUUAUAUUUACUAUUUUCUACAUUGUUGAAUAAUAGUGAAGACAUCAAAACUAUGAAAUAACACACAUGGAAUAAUGUAGUAACCAAAAAAGUGUUAAACAAUUCAAAAUAUAUUUUAUAUUUGAGAUUCUUCAAAGUAGCCACCCUUUGCCUUGAUGACAGCUUUGCACACUUGUCAUUCUCUCAACCAGUUUCAUGAGGAAUGCUUUUCCAACAAUCUUGAAAGUGUUCCCACAUAUGCUGAGCAGUUGUUGGCUGCUUUUUCUUCACUCUGCGGUCCAACUCAUCCCAAACCAUCUUAAUUGGGUUGAGGUCGGAUGAUUGUGAAGGCCAGGUCAUCUGAUGCAGCAUUCCAUCACUCUCCUUCUUGGUCAAGUAGCCCUUACACAGCAUGAGGUGUGUUUGAGGUCAUUGUCCUGUUGAAAAACAAAUGAUAGUCCCACUAAGUGCAAACCAGAUGGGAUGGCGUAUCGAUGCAGGAUGCUGUGGUAGCCAUGCUGGUUUAGUGUGCCUUGAAUUCUAAACAAAUCACUGACAGUGUCACCAGCAAAGCACCAUCACACCACCACCUCCAUGCUUCACGGUGGGAACCACACAUGCGGAGAUCAUCUGUUCACCUGCUCUGCGUCUCACAAAGACACGGCGGUUAAAACCAAAAAUCUCAAAUUUGGACUCCUCAGACCAAAGGACAGAUUUCCACUGAUCUAAUGUCCAUUGCUCAUGUUUAUUGGCCCAAGCAAGUCUCUUCUUCUUAUUGGUGUCCUAUAGUAGUGCUUUCUUUGCAGCAAUUUGACCAUGAAGGCCUGAUUCACGCAGUCUCCUCUGAACAGUUGAUGUUGAGAUGUGUCUCUUACUUGAACUCUGUAGCAUUUAUUUGGGCUGCAAUCUGAGGCUGGUAACUCUAAUGAACUUAUCCUCUGCAGCAGAGGUAAGUCUGGGUCUUCCUUUCCCAUGAUGGUCCUCAUGAGAGCCAGUUUCAUCGUAGCGCUUGAUGGUUUUUGCAACUGCACUUGAAGAAACUUUAAAAGUUAUUGAAAUUUUCCUUUUUGACUGACCUUCAUGUCUUAUAAUGAUGGACUGUUGUUUCUCUUAUUUGAGUUGUUCUGUUACCAAAUAGGGCUAUCUUCUGUAUACCACUCCUACCUUAUCACAACAUAACUGAUUGGCUCAAACUCAUUAAGAAGGAUAGAAAUUCCACAAAUGUACUUUUAACAAGUCACAAUUAUUAAUUGAAAUGCAUUCCAGGUGACUACCUCAUGAAGCUGGUUGAGAGAAUGCCAAGAGUGUGCAAAGCUUUCAUCAAGGCAAAGGGUGGCUACUUUGGACAAGGUCAAAUAUAACAUAUAUUUUGAUUAACAGAAAUGUUUGGUACGGUAUUCCAUAUGUGUUAUUUAAUAGUUUUGAUGUCUUCACUAUUAUUCUACAGUUUAGAAAAUAGUUUUUUAUUUUUUUUUUAUUUAAAAACUCUGAAAUCAGUAGGUGUGUUCAAACUUUUGACUGGUUUUGUAUAUAGUAUAUAUGGAAUAUUGUUUUGUUUUUAAUAUCAAUAUUUUAUAUAUAAUAUAUACAAUAUUUAUGUUCUUGUAAAUAGUUGAUGUUUAAUGUUUUCAUCUGAGGCUUUCCUGUAAGAUAUUAUUUUUCUUAUUUUAUUCUUAAUGUUUCUAACCCUGGAAAUGACACUAAUAGAUGCUCUGUGUCUUAGACCGUCACAUACUUCUCUGUCCAACCCACAGGAGAACCCAGUUCUCCUCGGCAUCAAAGGGCAGCCCACCAUUUUAGAAAAAUCAUGGCAUCUUUCAAAUGCUGUUCUUCGGUCAGUGGAAGAGUUUGGGUGGUAAAUCUGCUCCAACUGAAACUCCUUGGUUUCCUGUCUGUUGUAUUUUUGGUCCGAUAGAACUAUGGUCUAGACGUCAUGUUAUCUGUUGUUGAACAUUGAUGUGACUAUGUUAAUUUCUCUUAACUAUGGUUGAUCAUUAACGAUCUAUUGAUUGGUUGGUAUUAUCAGUGGGGCUAGAGAUGUGAUGUCUGCUUUCUUGGACAGACCGCUCUUCUUGUCCUGUGACGAUUGUGCUUCAUUGUCGUCUUCUAUUGGUAGGGGCGUUUGUAGGGUUGUAGGUCAGAGGAGACUCAUCUAUUUGAUCUAUAGCCAGCCUGAGCUGACUGGAGAUUGGGGCAGAAGCCUAUACAGGUGGAUGUAUGACAAGGGCCCGUAGCAUCAGUUCUUGAGAGAGAGAUCCCCUGCAGUACUUUGUAUUUUACCUUUAUUUAACUAGGCAAGUCAGUUAAGAACAAAUUCUUAUUUACAAUGACGGUCUAGGAACAGUGGGUUAACUGCCUGUUCAGGGGCAGAACGACAGAUUUUUACCUUGUCAGCUCGGGGAUUCGAUCUUGCAACUUUUCGGUUACUAGUCCAACGCCCUAACCACAAGGCUACCUGCCGCCCCGUGGGCUACCUGGCAUCAUCUCUACUCUUUCACAGCCCUGUGUACUCAUACGUCUAGGUUCGUUCUGACCCUACCAUCACCCUUCACCCCCCCACACACACACACACACACAUAACAACAGAAAGUUCUGACAGCCUAUUGGCUGUCCUGCUCGCUGACACAGGAAGGAGGUCACAAUCAGGCUGCUGUUGGAAUUUUCCGUGUUACUGUGGUUGAGUGCUUUUGAUCGGAACGUUCUGGAAAGUUCCUAUUGCAUUCCGAGACUACAGCAGGCGGCAGAGAGAGGGAGAGAGAGAAGAGCCGUUCGACGGUGUAUGUGUUGGGGUUAGUGGAGCGAAGCUGGGGUGGUGGUGGUGGUGGUGGUGAGGGAGGCUGUAACUAUUAAUCCUAUUACAUCCCCUCUAUCACACGUAGUGUUUGAGUCAGGAAAUGCUGUACGUACCCCCCCGACAUUCCGCUAUCGACGAUGUGGUCCGUGGCGUUCUAUUAGGCCUCGCCGUGUGCCCGUUUAUUCACAACCCUUUCUCCCUCCCUAAAUGUAGAAGAUAUUGAACUCAAUCCCUUUACCUGCCACUUUAGAAGACAUCACACCACAGUUUUUCAUUUUGUGACCUUUCGCUCCAAUAUCUAAAGAUGGGUCAUGAAGUUGUUAACUUCUGUCCGGGUACAGUCAUAUUGCUAUGUUCCAAACAGACAUCACAACAUUCCUGUCAGCUUUUCCCAGCACAAGACUAAGUCCUGAUUUAAAAAAAAAUAAAAAUAAUAAUAAUAGUAAUAAUUAAAAGUCCACACACACAAUCACAUAGAAUGUAUGUCUAUCUGAUGGAAACCACACAUUGGUGUUAACGACAGAGGUUGAUUGAGAAGUGUCUACAUAGCAUUUCAAUGAGAAGCACAAAUAACCCGAUCAUUAGUGGUUUACACACAUUUAUCCCUCCCUCUAGCCUAAGGCAGCGAUACUCAUUGUCUGUUGUCAGAAGCAUCAAUAAGGGACAGAAAAACACACUGGAGCUAAAGGGCAAGUCAAUCUGGUCUGCAUUCAUCCACUCAGCACUUUGACCCUAGUGUUUAGAGCUCAGUGUAAUGGGCCUGAUGUUAUUAAACCAAACCCGCCCAUUCAUCAUCACCCAGUUAUCUCUGCUAACCCGUCUGCCUGUGUCUGAGAUGGUGGAACCGUUACCUCGUCAGACUCCACCCAGUGCCUUCUCGACCAACCACAGACCAGAGAGAUGGAUGUACAUUUGUACAGACUGUUUGUUUGACACACACACACACACACACACACACACACAGCAUCAUACCGUGACAAGAAUGCGAUCACAAUAUAGAAUCCCACGAGGUCCAACUCAAACGGCAAGUUUUCACUCCCAUGUUAAGUCAGUCAUCUUUACAACCAAGUAGAUGAAUCCCCACGUGUGUGUGUGUGUGUGUGUGCAUAUUAGACAGAUGGAGAGAAAUAUGACUCUUAGAUGGGAGCUAAAUCCAUACGCGUAAAUACCAAGUUGUGUUUAGAGAUGACGAGGUGUUUAGAGAUGUUGGAAAAGAUAUGACCGUUGCUACUUAAAGUUCUAUCUAUCUGUUGCCAUGGGGAACUUCGGGCUAGUGGGAGGGCUUUGUGGGAAAGAUGUUGGUCUGUUGUAAAGGUUUGAAUGGCAAGUCCACAGAUUACUAAUGGCGCUCCAAGUUGAAACUGUUAAAACCACCAUUUUGAUUCUCGACAAUUCAAGAUGUUAAAAAAUAUAUAUAUCUCUUCCAAUCUUUUGCUGGGAGUCUGUCUCUCUACAUAUGACCAGUCCAGAUAGUUAAAUGGUGGGUGUUUAUCUCUACAUAUGACCAGUCCAGAUAGUUAAAUGGUGGGUGUUUAUCUCUACAUAUGACCAGUCCAGAUAGUUAAAUGGUGGGUGUUUAUCUCUACAUAUGACCAGUCCAGAUAGUUAAAUGGUGGGUGUUUAUCUCUACAUAUGACCAGUCCAGAUAGUUAAAUGGUGGGUGUUUAUCUCUACAUAUGACCAGUCCAGAUAGUUAAAUGGUGGGUGUUUAUCUCUACAUAUGACCAGUCCAGAUAGUUAAAUGGUGGGUGUUUAUCUCUACAUAUGACCAGUCCAGAUAGUUAAAUGGUGGGUGUUUAUCUCUACAUAUGACCAGUCCAGAUAGUUAAAUGGUGGGUGUUUAUCUCUACAUAUGACCAAAUCACCAUAUCUUUAAGAAAUUAUAGAUAAUUCAUAUUUUAUUUAUUUUAUUAUGAUCGUUGUCAUUGUACAAAAAAAAAACCCGGUUUAGCUUUUUAGUCAAACCUUUUUUUAAAUGUUGAAAGUCAGGUAAAAAAAAACAAAGACUAUUUUGUUAACAGUAGAGCUAUAAAUGUCAGAAUGAGUUGGUUGUUGUCUGGUCUGUGUGUUUGACCACAGUCUACCUCAGGCGUUUUGGAGGAAUCACUACAGCAUCUCUCUCCGUAUAUCAGUCGUUAUCUCUGCAGCCCAAUCAGAGGACCGGGACACUGCCCACCCGUGACCACUGCUGUGACAGCAUCAUACCGUAACAAGCUUCCGAUCACAAUAUAGAAUCCUACGAGGUCCAACUCAAACGGCAAGUUUUCACUCCCAUGUUGAGUCAGUCAUCUUUACAACCAAGUAGAUGAAUCCCCAGUGUAGUGUAAAGCACAACCUCAAAGGGGUUUUAAACAUUGCCACAAACUCUUGAUUUAAGUAGUAAUGUUAGCUGUUAUUGGAAGGUGUCAAUCGGGCCAGAAUGUGGUGUUAUGGCUACAACCUAUUUGACUGGUGAUUAUCAUGCACAAAAGGUUAGGUUCCUGCUCCAUUUAUUUGCAUAGAAGUGCAGAAUCCCCAAGCAUCAGGUUUGGUUUGAUGUCCUUUUGAAAUGAACAGUUUUCUAGUUUAACAUACCCACUUAGCUAUCUGAUAGUUGCUCUACUUAUCUACAUACAUUGUUUUAGUGAAGACUUGAUUCAUUUGAGCUUUUUUUUUGUUGGUGAAAUUCUGCAUCAAGACCGAGUCGUCCACAUCAUGAAUGCAUAUCUCUUUGAUCACAUACAUACAGCCAAAGUCUUCUAUAGCUCAUGUCUUGGUCACGCUGCUCAUCAUGGACAGAAUAGAUGAUCUCCUCAGUGGUUGGUUUUUGGUGGGUGGAGGUGUAUCUCUCCUGUGUUCCUUGUCUGCUCAAGUCAGUAAAAUAUGGGACGGCAUUCAGGCUUGAGGCUAUACGUUUAUUUGUUUGUUUUUUAUUACAUUUUAUGUAUCUUCCAGAAGUGUUUUUUAUUUUAAUUUCUCUGUUGUCAGUUUGCAUUUAUGUUGUAUGUAUUAUUUUUCUACUGUGAAAAUAUGUUAUUAUAUCAACGCCACCGGUUGCGGUCUGUGUGGACGCUUGCAUACCUCCGCUGGUUAAAGGACUGUUCCCUGAGAGAGCUGGACAAUCCUGUGUGCCAUAAUAAACAGAAACAAGUAUUGGAGAUUGUAACUUCUCGGGGAGGCAUGAGUUGUGCGGGUGUGUUUGAUGGUGGAAAGAAGCUACCUGACUGACCUGUCUGACCUGAAGUUGAAAUUAUCUUUUUUGGGGGGGGGGGCAGCAAGUUGUCAACAAACAAACAACUGACCCUUUGUGAAUCAAUAUUUUUUUCAGCUCUUCAAGUUUAUGGACAUGAUGAUUAAAUGAAUGCUUGUUAUCGUUGUGAUCUGUGGUGUUCACUGCCACCAGCUGGCUGGAUGUGAAAGUGUAGCAGCUGGACCGGCGCUCGUAGCCAGGGCUCUGUCCCAUAGUGCCUUGCUCAGACUGACCGCCCUCCUCCCUCCUGACUAUACAGCCAGCCAGACCCUCAGUGCCCUGGACUGGACUAGUCUGGACUAUUCUGGACUAGUCUGGUCUGGAAUGCUCUGGACUAGACUAGUCUGCUCUGGACUGGACUGGACUGCUCUGGACUGGACUGGUCUGGACUGGACUAGACUGCCCUAGGACUGGACUGCUCUGGACUGGACUAGACUGCCCUGGGACUGGACUGGUCUGGACUGGACUAGACUGCCCUAGGACUGGACUGGUCUAUACUAGACUAGACUGCCCUGGGACUGGACUGGACUAGACUGCCCUGGGACUGGACUGGUUUAUACUAGACUAGACUGCUCUGGACUGGACUGGACUAGACUGUCUCCUCUCCUUGCUCAUCACCAAUAGUCAAGGACUUAAACCCCUAACGAACCCCCACAGCAGGAGAAUACUGGAGUAUCAACACAUGAUGUAUUCUAAGACAGGAGAGAGGGGUCCUUCCGUAACCCAUGGCUCCAGUCAGGGGGUAACACGUCCAGCUUGGCUGGAUUGAUGAUUCAUCAUAUUAUACUGUGUUGGGAUAAUUAUGUCAACGAUAUUCAUGGUUUAACUAAAAAUGUUGAACUUUUUUGUCUCUACUACUGGGGCGAAGCUCUGACUUGUUUUGUGCAUGAAUCCAAACCCCAAGCUGAUAGUUUGUUAAUUUGAUGCUAAUAGAAUUGUGUAUCUCGGCCAACUCGCUUUGUUGAUUAAAACACAACACCCAAAGCACAUGGGAUCAUCUAUAAUUAGCAACAAUUGAAUGCACGACAUGGGAGAAUAGAACUCCCAUUUUUAAAAUGCAUACUGUUAAUUUUGUAUUAAAACUAAUCAAAACUUUUAACUGUAAAUAGAGGCAGAGAUCCCUGAAAAAAAUAUAAGCACUUGAUUUAGGAAAAUGUAGUUUUAGUUUAAACUCUGAUAACCUAAACAUGCGGUUUGCCAGGCGGUUUGCCAGAGCACGCUGGUGAUCCAGCAGCAGAGUAACCAUCAUUCUGUGUAUUGUUUCAAAAUUAAAUAAAAAAAAAAGUAUUACAUUUAGAGAUGUUGAUUAAAUAUUUUAAAUUUUGUGCCAAAAUAGAGGGCAAAUACAAUUACUUUUCUGACUGUAAACAUUUACUACUCUUGUACAUGAUUGAAUUUUAACAUUGUUAUCAAUGUAUAUAACUUUUUCUAAAUAAAAAAAUCAACAUUU
Messenger RNA from Oncorhynchus nerka (sockeye salmon), 13566 nucleotides. Its product is annotated as insulin receptor-like. Lineage: Eukaryota; Metazoa; Chordata; Actinopteri; Salmoniformes; Salmonidae. Gene Ontology annotation, cellular component: insulin receptor complex; plasma membrane; axon. Gene Ontology annotation, biological process: multicellular organism development; positive regulation of MAPK cascade; protein autophosphorylation. The coding region runs from base 1083 to 5159 and encodes 1358 amino acids. Gene Ontology annotation, molecular function: phosphatidylinositol 3-kinase binding; insulin receptor substrate binding; ATP binding. The record is from RefSeq and is a predicted model, not a curated record. The transcript has 20 exons.